This is a messenger RNA of Otolemur garnettii (small-eared galago), 1351 nucleotides long. It is a transcript of the gene TRMT10A, whose product is annotated as tRNA methyltransferase 10A. Gene Ontology annotation, molecular function: tRNA binding. The record is from RefSeq and is a predicted model, not a curated record. The transcript has 8 exons. The coding region runs from base 154 to 1173 and encodes 339 amino acids. Gene Ontology annotation, biological process: tRNA N1-guanine methylation. Gene Ontology annotation, cellular component: cytosol; nucleus; nucleoplasm. Lineage: Eukaryota; Metazoa; Chordata; Mammalia; Primates; Galagidae.
CCAUAGCUUCCACCGGAUAACUACCGACCCUGCCUCUGGGAGUUGAAGUUUCUGAGUAAGGACUCGAGAGCGGUUUGAGACCACUCCUGGAAGGCUUUCUGUGCACGCACGUUCCAAUCAAUCCCUCAAUCCGUUUUUCAGAGUCACCAAAUAAUGUCAUCUGAAAUGCUGCCAGCAUUUAUUCAAUCUUCUAAUGUUGAAAAAAGGCAAGACUUAAGUGAAGAUCAAGAGCAGAGCCAGAAGCCAAGAUUAGGUGAAGGGUGUGAACCAAUAUCUAAACGGCAAAUGAAAAAACUUGUAAAACAGAAACAAUGGGAAGAACAACGAGAACUCCGAAAACAAAAGCGAAAGGAAAAACGCAAGAGAAAGAAAUUAGAGCGACAAUGUCAACUGGAAUCAAAAUCAGAUGAAAACGACAGAAAACGUAUUCGAAGACAAGCUGUUCACAGCACCCUCCGCCUUAUCAUUGACUGUAGUUUUGAUGACUUGAUGGUUUUAAAGGACAUUAAGAAACUUCAUAAGCAGAUUCAGCGAUGUUAUGCAGAAAACCGCCGAGCACUGCACCCUGUGCAGUUUUACCUGACAAGCCAUGGAGGCCAGCUGAAAAAAAACAUGGAUGAAAAUGACAAAGGAUGGGUCAACUGGAAGGAUAUACACAUCAAAUCAGAGCACUAUAGUGAACUCAUGAAAAAAGAAGAUCUGGUUUAUCUUACAUCAGAUUCACCUAAUGUACUGAAGGAAUUAGAUGAAUCAAAGGCCUAUGUGAUUGGAGGAUUAGUAGAUCACAACCAUCACAAGGGACUCACAUAUAAACAAGCAUCAGAUUAUGGAAUUGAUCACGCACAGCUCCCUCUUGGAAAUUUUGUGAAGAUGAAUAGCAGAAAAGUUCUGGCAGUUAAUCAUGUGUUUGAGAUUAUUCUGGAAUACCUGGAAACCAGAGACUGGCAAGAAGCCUUUUUUACUAUCUUGCCCCAGCGGAAAGGAGCUGUUCCCACAAACAAAGCCUAUGACAGUUCUUCCCAGGACAAACAAUCUGUCAGGGUUGAAGAUGGAUCAGAUAGUGAUUCCAGUGAAGAAGAAGAUAGCAGAAAUGAACUAAAUUCACCACAGGAGGAAGGAAAGCAGGAUAAGGAAAAUAGCGCUGAAUCCACAGAGAACUCUGUACCACACUAACGUUACCUGGUUUUCUUUUAGUUUAAGGAAAAAUGAGAAAAUGAGGUGCUUCAUAGAAUGUUGCUCUUAUUUGUCAUUAAUAAUUUUUUUAAACUUUUUUUGGAGCUGAUCAUAAUAAAAAGCCCUGUAAACUUGGUGAGAAAGUUUUUUUGUUGUUUUUGCAUAAGAAGAUUUAAAU